GAUGACAAUGCAUCAGCGCACACACAAACAGGUAAAGAAUAUCUGGUGGAACAAACAAAAAUUCAUAUGCUACAAAUGUUUGCCAUAGCCAGCUCAGUCAGUUGAGAGAGCUCGUACGCUAAAGACGCCUUUACGUUUGUUAGAACGCCGCUAACAAGCCAUAAAAUUAUCACAACAAACAUAAUAAAGUGAAGAUUUCCUUUUGAAGAAAAAAAGACAAAUAAACAAAAGGUAUUGCAAAAAAAUUCAACAAAAACAAGGUGAAGAGCUCGAAAAAAAAUUUAAAACAAAAAAAAGAAAAUAUUUUUAUAUGACCAGCAAGCGAAGGAAAGAAGAAAAAUAAAAUAAAAAUCAUCAUUAAUAACUUAUUGUGAUAUUUAAAGAAAACAAGGAAAAGUCAAAAUCCAAAAAUUAUAACAAAAACAAAAAACCCAACAAGAGAAAAACCCACAAAACAAGACCUUAAAAAGUGUCUAAAAUUUCAGAAAAUAAAAAGUCCGAGAGCAAAGAAAAAAAAAAACAAAAGUGUUAAACUCAAGUAAAACAUAAACGAAGUGCAAAGUUUUGAGAGAAAAAAAGAAAGCACUCAGAGAGAGAGAGAGAGAGAAAAACACUCAAGAGAGUUCUCCUUAAAAAAAACUCACAAUUUCUACUAAUUGAGUAUUGUGUGCAAGUGAGAGAGUUUUCUUACCCCUCAUAGAGAGAGAGAGAGAGAGAUAACCUUAUGCUUCUCAAUGCGUCUGGCGUCCAAGUGAGAAGUUUUCUCUCUGCACGUAAUCAUAACGCAAUUUUAUGUUAAACGAUUACAACGUAACGCAUACGAGAGGCACCAACCAACAUUGACAACAUCUCUAAGACCACACUGCUGCUCCAUAACGUCUAAGCUGCUCGUGGUAAACGGACGGACAAUAAUUAACGUAACUUGUAAAGAACGGAGAAACAAAAAAUAAUACCAAAAAAUAAGAAAAAACCCACGCCCGUCAAGAACCUUAAGAAGUUUAAAAAAAAGAAGCCAAAAAUUAAGAAAAAAAAAACAAAAUUGCCGUCGCGUCUAAGUAGAAUACAGAAAAAACAGCAGCUUUCUUUUUGUAAAUUUGAAAAAAAAAAAUAAAACAACACACAUACACACAUAAAUUCUUAAGACUGAAAACACAACAAAUAAAAAUUAAAGAGAAAAAAAUAUAACUACAAAAAAAAAAUCCCCUAAAAUUUUUUAUAACUAAAACAACAACCAUAAUAUAAAGACUGAUUAAAACUAUAUUAAAACAACAACAACAACAGAUAUAAAAAAUUAUUAAAAAAAGCUAAUUUAAAAAUACGGGUCUUUAAAAAGCAAAGAAAGAAAAAAACCAAGAGAAGAGAAGAAUUAGAGAAAAAAAAUAAUAAAACAAAAUUUACCACUAAAAAUACCUGCUAAACGAAACUUAAAACAAAAAAAUUAUAAUAAUAACAAGUUACAUAUUUUACACACACUUUAAUGGAUUAACGUUCCUGCUACUACAACAACAAAUUUAAAGAAAAAAAUAAUAAUAAAAGCCUAAUAAUCAACCAUAGCUAAAACAAAUCUCAUAUAUAUAUAAUAGCCCUGUGGAUUACCUAUAUUAUAUAUAUUGAAUUUGUUCCAACAACAACAACAACAACAACAACAAUAUCAUCUCUACAACAGCCACCACUAUAACCACUACAACAAAACAAAAGCUUGGAUUACCAGUGCCAAUUUGUUAAGAGAAAACAAAAGAAGAAAUUUAAAAGCAAGAAUAAAAAUAUAUAAGAAAAUAUACAGAAUUUGAAAAAAUAUUACGGAAAAAAAAAUAUUUCUUAGAAACCAAAAUCCAAAAUGUGUUAGAAAUGUGUAAAAAGUGUGAGUGUUAAAUUUCCCAUAAGCACCUCAGCCAAAAAUCAUCCCCACCCCCCCCUCUCCAUAUCCAUAAUACUGCUUGGCAGUAGCAUCACCACUUCAGCAAGUGGGCUAUUGCUACUAGGCUUUGCCCUUGGGUCAAAGGCUAGAUUUUUUGCUUUGGGACUAGCGAGCUUCGUACUCAACGCAACAGCACCAUGACUAUGGCCGCUUCUUAUGCCAACUAUGAUAUGGCCUCGCACACCCUGGCCUCUCAUAGCUUGGCCCAAACACAGACCGCCGCUUUGAUGCAUCACCAUCAGCAUCAUAGCCAUCAGCAGCAUAGUCAUCAGCAACAACUCUAUCAGCAACAGCAGCAGCAGCAACAAAGCUCUUCAACACAUCAUAGUCACAGUCAUUAUUCACACAACUCCUCCCGCAUGUCCUCAAUGGCGGCCGCAGCAGCUGCAGCCGCAGCGGCGGCGGCAGCUGUAACGGCCAAUAUGAAUUCGAAUGCUGUUGCCAAUACUGCCUCCGCUUCAGCGUUAGCCACAGGCGCUGCUGCCAGCCAACAACAGCAACAGCAACAACGUAACCAAAAUGCCUCCAACACCUCCUCAGCAUCAUUGGUAGCCGCCACCGCCGGCUCAUCCUCAACUUCAGUAUCAGCCUCUACACCCGCCUCACAAUCUCUUAGUGCGCCCUCCACAGCGUCCACGGCCAAAGACUAUACAAUACCCCUGCAUGUGGAUUGCAGUGUGGAAUACGAGCUGCCCAAUCAGCCCAAGCCACCGGCGGGCCAAAGGGUGGAGCCCCUGCUAAUGAUACACCCAUGCUAUUUUCGCAAAAUGGAAUCGCAAAGGCGAAGUCCCUUUGUCAAUAAUAUGCCCACAGCAGCGGCGGCUCGCAACACGGCAGCGGUUGCUGCAGUGCUGACGCAUUCAAGUUCGCAAAAUGUCUCGGGGCACAAUGGAGCAUCAACGGCGGCGACGGCUUCAUCAUCCACAUCAACAUCCUCGCGCAGGGCCAGACAAACUCAGGUUAUACAACAACAACAGCAGCAGCAGCAGCAGCAACACCACCAACAGCACCAACAACAGCAGCAGCAUCAACAACAACAACAGCAACGCCAGGCAGUGCAGGCUGCCCAACAAUAUCAGCAACACUUGCAGCAACAACAACUCAGGCAUUCACAACAAUCUCAGCAACAACAGCAAAUGUCACAAAUGUCGCAACAGGCCCACUAUCCAGUGGUGGUAAGCCAUCAGCAACAGCAGCAACAACAUCAGCAUCAACAACAACAACAACACCAGCACCAACAGCCCCAGCAUCACCAUCAGACCUCCUCCGCCGUCGGCAAUAGCGCGGCCAGCAAUGCCUCCUACAUGCGUUCCUCCCAAAGAUCCACGCAACAGCAAAGAAGCCAAAGCCAAAGUCACCUCUUAGUACAACAGCAGCAGCAACAACAGCAACAACAAACGGCUGCUGCUGCCGCCGCUGCCAAUCAAAGCCAAUGGGAUCAUUUGGCUGCAGCCGCUGCCAUAGCUGCCCGCAGCUCCAUGACCCCAGCCCACCACAUGGCCUAUGGCCAACAAGCCUCCGCCAAGACCAUGAAUUCAUCGGUGGCUGCUGCAGCCGCCGCUGCCGCCGCAGCCAAUGUGGGCAAAAGGGAUGCCAUGAUCUCGGGCAGUGGCAUCUAUGGCUCCUCCAGCGGCAAGCAGCAGCAGGCUCUCAAUAUUGCCUCCCUGUGGAAUGCCUCGGAUAGGGCCUCGGUGGCGGCCACGGCCGCCUCCACCGCCUCGGCCAAUGUGAAUGGCAUGAAUAAUCUUAUGAUGGAUCGAAGUCCAAUGGCCACAGUUCCUAGUAAUUAUCAGGCUGGUCCUGAGGCUACGCCUCACAACAAUAACCAAAGUUCAGCGAAUGCCCGACAUUAUGCCUCCACCAUAGUGCCCAAUUCCCAGCAAAGCCAUACGGCAGCAGCAGCAGCGGCGGCUGCAGCUGCCGCAGCCGCUGCGGCCAUAACCAGCCAUCAUCAGCAGCAGCAGCAGCAGCAACAACAGCAACACCUCAGCAACCAGCAGCAACAGCAACACUGUUCCGAGAAGAUAAGUGGCAAAUAUCGACAAUAUCUGCGAUCUCAGCGUAUGCAUCCCUAUCUGGCGGCAAGUUCAAGUGCCGCUGCGGUGGCAGCAGCGGCCAAUUUGCAGCAAUCCUUUCCCCAGUUCACCGCAGCCACGGCAGCAGCCGCCGCUGUGGCAGCCACACCAUCAUUCCAGCAUUUGCAACAAAUCUCCUGUUAUAAUGUGUGAUAAAACCCCAGCCAGGGCAUGAAAUCCUUGAAUGCAAGCGUAUAUGAUACCACCCAGCAGUAGUUGGAGACGUCUUAACGCCCUUGCACACACACACACACACACACACAGACAGACACAACUCCUACAGGCAGGCCGUGUUGUUCUUUCGUCAUCACAAAAAACAUUCUUCAAGGCAAUGCAGUGCAGUGACAUACAAAAAGCAAAGAAUCCAAAGAAACCUUAAAGAGUUUUUUUUUAAUUUUUCCCCCGCCCCACCUUCCCCCCCUGCGAAGGACAAAGCGAAAAACGGAAAAAUUAUUUUGUAAAAAAAGGCAGCAGCAAAAGUGAUAUGAGAGAGAGAGAGAGAGAGAGAGUAAUAUGAAAGGCAAAAAGAAGUAUGCGAGGAAAAUCAAGGUGGCUUUAAGAAGGCGCUGCUGGGCAUAGGGUGUCUAGGAAAAGUGAUUUAGAAGGCUGUACAUAUUAAUAUAUCUAUAUAUAAAUAUCUAUAAUGUAUAAGGAUAAAAAGCUUUACUUAGUAAAAACAAAAACUCUCCCAAAAAAAAAAAAAACUACAAAAUAUCCAAAACUUGAAUAUUUAAAAAAAAGACUCAACUUUUCCUAGCAACACCCUAAAGCCAAAAGCCGACGGUAAACACCAACUGCCAUAAGGUGCAGCCAGGACGAAGCCUUAAGGGCCGAAAAGGAAAGGAAAGGAGAGGAGAACAAGGAUUUGCAUAUGUUGUUGCUGGGCAAGCCAAUGCGAGUGGCGUCGCGUCAAAUGUUUUCUUUUGUGAUUUUGAUUUGUUGCAGCAGUUGUUCAUCAUCCGCAACUAUCUACAAGUAAGCCUGAGCAAAAUAUCAUCAUAACCCCCCACCCCAAGUCAUGUCAAACCAACAGCAGCCAAAUUGGUAAAAACUAGAAGAAGAAAAAAAAAACAAGUAAACAAAUGAACUCCCCACGAUUUCAAAUGGCAUUAUUGUGAUUUUUGUACAAAACGAAAAAAAAAAAUAAUUUUUAAAAUUUAUGUUUACCCUUACCCCCUUACACUAAAACCCCCCUAAGACCUUUAUGAAAAUUCUCUUGUAAAUCUCCAUAGGCUCUUUGAAAUGUUCAUUUUUUAAAGAAAUUCUGUUAAUGUUUAAUUUUUUUUUUUUAAAUUAAAGAAACAAAUUUCUAGAAGACAAAAUUAUAUAGUGAUUGUUAUGCCUAGUUUUUUAAUAUUAAAAUAAAUUAUCCAACAAGAAAAAUUAUAAGAAAAUAUGCAAAGAAUUUUUUUUAAAAACUUGUUUCCCGAAACAAAAAAAUAUUCACAACAAUAGGCCCUUAUUAAUGAGGAAAAAAAGUGAAGAGAUUUAAGACGAAGAAGAAAAAAUGAAGAGUGAAAUUAAAAACUGUGAAGAGAACCACAGCGCAAGCCUCACAAACUAAAUCGCAGCUAGUCCAAAAAUUUUUAUGAGAUUAAGGAAUUUUGUGCAAAACUGUGACCAAAUUUGGAGUAAAAAAUGCGAAAUGAUUUUUAUACGCUGUUUUUCCUGCAACAGUUUUUGACAUUUUCAAAACAUAGACCUAAAGGCAAAACGUUUCAUGGAGCCUAGGCACUGGGUUUCCAAAAAUACACUGUGGCCCCAAAAUCAUAUUCAGGAAAAUGUCCCCAAAAUUGGGGGCUGAACAAGUAUGCAAUAAAAUGUGUCCUCAAUAAGGAUAUUCAUUCAAUGGAUAUAAGCUUUGUUUCUCAAAUUUAUAAAAAAAAAAAAUUUUGCUACAUCAAGUCAAGCUUUUCUUCAAAAAUGACCCCAAAUUUGGAUUACAAAUGCAAAAUGUCCCCAAAAUUGUUAUUUUUUCGUACUUAGUUUCCAACACCUUGAAAAGAGACCAAAAAAUUCAAAUAUUCAACCCUUAGGCACAGGCUUUGUGAAAAAUCUGAACAAAAAAUGUGACCUCAAAUUUAUUUUCAAAAAAAAUUUCCCCAAAAUUGGGACCAAAUUGCAUAAAUUGAGUUGGCCCCUUGGUUUUUUGCCCGAAAAUAAGGGAAAAUAAACUAAUAUCAAAUCAUUCAAUUUUUCAAGUUGAAAAAAAAAUUUUGCCAAAAUUAUUGAUAAAAAGUGAGCCCAAAUUUGAAACAAACUGGAAAAUGACCCCAAAAUUCGGUUAUUUGGUCAUUGUGUUGCUAACACCAUGAAACAUAGACUUACGGACAAAAAAGUUUAUGUAUGUUUUUAGGCCCCAUAGAGGAAGAUUCAUCAAAAAAAAACAAAAAUCACACGAAAUAUGGCCCAAAUUUGCAUGCAGAAAUAAACCCCAAAAAGAGGGCCCAAAUUUUAAUAAAACUGGAAAAUGACCCCAAAAUUCGGUUUUUUAGUAAUUUUGUCACUAACGCCAUGAAAUACAGAAUUAAGGGCCAACAAGUUCAAAUGUGAUUUUAUGCACCGUAGAGAAACUUCAUCAUAAAAACAUAGAAAACGUGAAACAAAAGCGCCCACGAUAUAUGACCCAAAUUUUUGUUCAGAAAAAGUCCCAAAAUUAGGACAAAAUUGCAUUAAAAAUUUGUCCUCAAGUUUUUUGCCUGAAAUUAAGGGAAAAUAAUCUUACAUGAAAUCAUUUUAGCUUUUUAGCUGAAAUAUAAUUUUAGCCAUCAUUUUUGGUAAAAAGGUAGACCCAAAUUUGGGUAAAACUAAAAAAGAUCUCCAAAGUUCACUUUUUAUAUAAUUCUGUUUUUAACGCCCUAAAACAUAGCCUAUCAGGCCAAAAAGUUGCAUAAAACAUUUUGGUUAAAAAAGUAGCCCAAAAUUUGGGUAAACUUACGAUAUGUCCCCAAAGCUAGCUGUUUUUUGUAAUUCUUAAGGCCCAAAAAGUUUGAACACGUUUCUUUAGAAGAGGAUUCACCAUAAAAAAGUCCACGAAAUGUGGCAUAAGUGUAUGUUCGGUCAAAACUGCAAACAAUUUUUUUCUUUUUGCCGAAAUUAAAUUAAAAGAAACUAAUGUCAAAACAUUGAACAUUUUCACUGAAAUAGAAUUUUAGACCAAAAAAGGCCCCAAACUUUGGGUGAAAAUGUGAAAUGUCCCUAAAAUACGCUGUUUUUUCGUAAUUCUAUUUCUGAAAUUUUAAAUAUAAAACUAAGAGCCAAAAAGUUGUUAAUAUAUUUUUGAGUUUUGAGGGCCAGGCGCUAAGAACAAUGUGAAGAGGAAGUACAACUCCAAUAUAACAGGAAAUUGAACCCCAAAUGUAACCCCAAAUUCAUAUUCAGAAAAAUGUCCUCAAAAAUUUCGGGGCAAAAUUGGAUGAAACAUUGUGUCCUCUAGUUUUUGCCGCAAAUUUAAGGAAGAAUAAUUUAAAAUGAAAUCGUUCAAGCCUUUUAACCGAAAAAAGCUCAAAACAAAAUUUGUUUGUGGCCCCAAAUCGGAGCUAAAAAUUUCAAAUGUCCUCAAAAUUCGCUGUUCUUUGGAAAACCAAUUUUUAUUACCUUGCAACAUAGCCCUAAGGCCAAAAAUGCUAAAUAUGUUUUUAAACACAUAAGAGAAGGCUUCGCCGAAAGUACCCACGAGAUAUGACCCCAAGUUUAUAUUUAGAAAAUGUCCCCAAAGUUGUUGCAAAAUUGCAUGACAAAUUUUGUCCCAACCAUGGAUUAAUAAUUUUUGCCCCAAAAGGAAUCAAGUCAUUCAACAUUUUCAUUAAAAUUAAAUUUGACCCCAAUUUUUUGCAAAAAAAAAAAUCACCCCAAGUUUGGUUUGGGGCCACGAAUUAACCCCAAAAUUCAGUUUUUGCGUAUUUCUUUUCUAAAACCAAAAAAAAAGUUUUUAUGUAUGUUCUUGAGCCCCUUGGCACACAUUUUGCACAACAUGUGCCCCAGAAAAAUGGGUAAAAUUUCUUAUUCAGAGAAACUGCAUAACGCAUAUUAACUCCAAACAUGGAUCCAACGAUUUUACCCAUUCUAAUUUCAAAUUAUUUCCAUUACAAUAAAAAUAUAGCCCAAUUUUUCUUCAGAGGUGGCUCAAAACUUAUUUGGUUCUGAACACGGAUUGACCACUUUAGCCCAAAUUACUUCCGAAUUAGCCCAAAAUCAAAUUAUUCAAAAUUUUCAUUGAAAUGUCACUUCAGUUAAAUUCUUUGUAUGGAACAAUAUCUCCAUGGGGUUUUUUUUUGCAUAAAAAACGGGGCUACCUUUUUAGCUUCAUUAUGGGUACAUUUUUGUGCAUAGAGGGAAGGGGGUAUUUACUCCCCAAAGUUUGGAUUGAAUUUGCACAUUCCUACAAAUCUAGAAUGAUCUUAAGCUUUUAAAGUGCAAGAAAGCCUCGAAGCACUUUUAAACUUUUUAUGUAAAUAAGGCCCACUUUUUAUGCAAAAAAGACUCCACAGUUGAUUCCGGAAUAGGCCGAAACCCCAUAUUUUCAUUAAAAUUUGAUUAAGCUCAAAUUUGCUUGUGCAAAAGGGACACAAAUUUGGGGAAAAUGCGCAAAAAGCUUUGACCCCUAACAGUCAGCAAGUUUUUGUGCUCGAAAUAAAAUUCUAGCCCAAUUUAUGGUGAGCAAAUAUGUUUAACCCCUUUUGGGGCUUUUUUACACUUUUAAUGUUUUGGGCUAUUGUACCCCAAAUUGACCCCCAAUAUUUUGGCUUUCGUUUUUUUGACAAGAUGUAUGGUCAAUGGAGGCACCACAGUGCAGAGGUUAGCAUGUCCGCCUAUGACGCCUGGGUUUAAAUCCUAGCGAGAACAUCAUGAAAAUUUUCAGCGGUGGUUGUCCCCUCUUAAUGCCUGAGACUUUUGGGAGGUGCUGUACCAUUUGGUGUGGCAGCCAUGUAAAAACUUCUCGACAAAGAGGUGUCGCACUGCGGAACGCCGUUCCGACUCGACUCUGCUCUAAAAAGGAGGCCCCUUAUCAUUGAGCUUAAAUUUGAAUCGGACAGCACACAUUGAUAUUUGAGAAGUUUGUCUCUGUUCCUUAUUGGAGUGUUCAUGGACAAAUUUUGUAUUUGCAUGGUCUAAUUUUGAGGUGAUUGUUUUUCCAUUUUUUUUGUUUCUCUUUCGGGACGAGCUUAAUGAUCGGAGAUGCAAAUGGAAAAGGAAAGCCAAAGAUAGCAACACACUCUAACCACUAUGGAACGCGUUUCGUCUUUGAUAAGAAGACAUACAUAUUGUAUUUGGCUCGUAUUAAACGCAUUCAUGAUACAAUUACCACAUUAACCAAGCUCGACAACCCUGUUUAUUAGCUGUACUUUUCCCAAUGCAUGUAUUUGUUGUGUAAUGACAGACAUUCUGUCUGUGACAAAUUACACUUCUUCCGUACUACACUUGAUUUUGUUCAUCUGUUGGAAGUUGUAUUGAUGGCCUCGAAAGCCAAGACUGCGGCAAUGGCUCUCGCUGUUGCUUCGUGUGCCCAGGUUCGAAUCCUGGCCGGGCUCCGCUGAAUUUUAAAUUUUUCACAUUUUUUUGCCUGUUAGGGCGAGAUCAUCAAAUUUUACAAUUUUUUUAUUUUUCAAAAAGCUAUUUUUUAUUUUUUUAAUAAUUUUUUUUUAUAAAAAACUAUUUUUGUUUUUAAUAAAGUUUCAAUAAAGCUAAAUUUUUUUGAGAAAUAGUAAGGAUUAGUUUGGACUAAUAGCUUUUUUUAACUUAUUUAUUAACGCUAUUGACUUUUUUGAAUUUUUUUUUAAACAUAAUUUUGAAUUUUUUUUAUAAAUUUUUAUUAUAUCCUAAAAAAUAUAUUUAUUUACUUUCCGUGAAACCAGUAACAGAUUUUGCAGAAUUAAGUAAUUUCUCAAAAUUUUUUAAUUUUUAUUUAUUUUAUUUUUUUUUUUAUUUUUUUUUAUUUUUUCCGCAGAGGGUGUUAAUUUACACAAAGAAGGGCCAUUUUUGCAAUAGUUUUGUAAAAUUUAAAUUAUUAUUAUUAUUUUUUGUUUUUUUUUUUAAUUAUUAAAAUAUUUUUAUACACAAACAAAGUUUUGUUUUUCAAGAUUAUUUGGACGUAGAAAAAAAUUUUUAAAAUUUGUAUGGUAAAUCUCUUUACAAAUUGAAAAUCUCUUCAUAGAUAGCAAUCUCUUCACAUUUUUCAUCCAUUAACAAGUUGAAAAUUAAAACUUUUAUAUAUUUGUCCUAUCCUCCCUCAAAGCUCACUAACUCAGACACAUAAUGCUGUUGGAAAACGUCAAAAAGUAAUGCUUAAAUAUUAAAUUAACAAAAAAAUCAAAAAAACUAUAAAUAUUACAAACAAAAAAAAACACAAAUAAGAAAAAAAUAAAAAAAAUAAAAUAUAAAGGAAAUGCAAGGAAAUAUUUAAGAAAAACAUAAUAUUUGUAAAUCUAAUUAGUUUACAUACAAAAUAUUUAAUAAUAUGACCUAUGACAAAGAAAAUCCUAAAAAUUAUAAAAAAAAAAUAUUUAAGCAUUAAAAAAUAAACACCUCAAGCAUUAGACAAAAAAAAAACAAUAGAAAAGGGGCUACAAAAUUAAUGAAAAAAAAACAUUAAAUAAAAAGGAAAUGAAAAAAAAACGCCCCAAAGGACAUAGACAACAAGCAGGAUGCCACAACAAACAACAACAACAAUUAUGCAAAAAAUAAAAAUAAAAUAGAAAACAAAAACCAUUAUCUAUAUAUACAUAUAUUAAAGAAAAAAUUAAAAAUAGUAAUGGCAUAUAAAAAAAAUUAUAAAUUAUGAAAAAAAAAACAUGAAGAGAAAACAAGAAAAGAAAAACGUAAAACAAAACGUAUGGUAGUGAUAUUUGUUAUAAAAUAAUUCAUUUUUUAGUAAUUAAUUUAAAUUAAAAACAAAACCCCCAACUAUAUAUAUUAUAUAUGAAUAAUAAUAAUAAUAAUAAUAGUAAUAAUAAUAAUAAACAAAUAAUAUUAUAAAUAAUAACAACAACUAUAAGUCUAAUAACAAACACAAGAAAAAAUAUGAUAUAUAUUUAAAACAAAUACAACCUUUCCAUAUCCUUUACACAAAAAUAGAAACUUCCUUCUCCAAUAGUCCUAUCCCCAAAACUUCUAACCAAACACAACCAUAACCAUCUAGAAACUCAAAAAAUCCCAGAAAAAGACACCUACUCUCCUCCUCCCAGUAAAGCUAAAACAAAUUUAACCAUUCUGUUAGGACAUUUCCCAUCAGUAAUCACUAUAUCUAAAAAAUAUAAAAUCCAACAAAAAAUAUAUACAAAAAUUGUAAAAUACCCCCUCCCCCUUUCCCCCGCCCCUGACCACUCAUACCCUACCAAUCCAUCUUUGGCAUCCCCUUCGAAAAUCUAUACACAUCUCUAAAUUAUAAACCACAAAGAAAAUAUUGAAGAAAAAAAAUAAAAAUAACCCCCCCCCCCCCCCCCCCAAAAAAAAAAUACAAUAUGAGGAAAAUGAUGGAGAAGAUGAAGAAAUAAGUGAUGAAAAAAAACGUAAGAAAUUGAAAAAAAAGAGAAAGGAAUAAAAUAUGAAUGAUUGAAGAGAGUAAAUAAAAUGCAAAAAAUUAUGUUACAUUUGUCAUGGUCGAGUGUGUGGGGGCAAGUCUAAGAAACUUCCCUGCCGCUUCCUCUAUGGGCAAAACAAACAAAAAUGUUACCAAAAAUUAAA
Messenger RNA from Stomoxys calcitrans (stable fly), 11676 nucleotides. RefSeq names its product centrosomal and chromosomal factor (gene corto). The record is from RefSeq and is a predicted model, not a curated record. The coding region runs from base 2056 to 4146 and encodes 696 amino acids. The transcript has a single exon. Lineage: Eukaryota; Metazoa; Arthropoda; Insecta; Diptera; Muscidae.